Molecule: messenger RNA, 879 nt
Organism: Raphanus sativus (radish)
Lineage: Eukaryota; Viridiplantae; Streptophyta; Magnoliopsida; Brassicales; Brassicaceae
Product: glutathione S-transferase T3-like
Exons: 1
Coding region: 1-879 (292 amino acids)
Source: RefSeq, a predicted model, not a curated record
AUGGAUUUCAAUCCAUUUCAUGACUCUGCCAACUUUGUUGAACUACUUAAUAGUCAACAAAAUGUAGUCUUUGGCAGUCAAAGUCAAGGAAGUGUUUCACUCUCUGCAUCGCAAGCUCUUCUCGGAGGCAGUCAAGAAGCACCAGCAGAGCGUAAGGGACGAAGGACGUGGACGACAAUAGAUGAAAUAGUGUUGAUCAGCUCGUGGUUGAACACGAGCAAAGAUCCACUUGUUGGGAAUGAGCAAAAAUGCACGGCUUUCUGGCAGAGAAUUGCAGAUUACUUCUCGGCGUCUCCUAAGGUUGCUGGUGGGCAAAAAAUCACAAAAACUCAGUGCAAGCAACGUUGGCACAAGAUGAAUGAUAAGGUUAACAAGUUUUGUGGGGCUUAUAAAGCAGCAACGAGAAACAGAACCAGUGGUAUGAACGAGGAUGAUGUGCUCAAAAUGGCCCACGAUAUCUUCUUGAACAACCAUCAAAAGAAGUUCACCUUUGAGCAUGCGUGGAAGGAGCUUCGCGGUGACCAGAAGUGGUGUCUACUCUCAGUAAAUGGAAGCAGCUCGAAAAGGAGGAAAUUAGACGAUGGUUCACAUUCAGCAAGCUCUCACGCAGCUACAAAUGAAACAGAUGCUUCUGUAGAUGCUGAAGGAACACGUCGUCCUCCUGGUGUUAAGGCAGCAAAAGCACAGAAGUGGAAGAAGGUGGGUGAGGAGAAAGAGGUCGCUGGCUUCAACAAUCUGUGGAACAUCAAGAAAGAGGAUUUGGCAAUGAAGGCAGGGAUCACGAAGAUGAGGGUACUUGAGAGUCUUGUUAAUAAACAAGUACCACUUGAUGAAUACGAAGAAGUUCUCAAGAAAAAACUCAUAAAAGAGUUGAUGUAA